This is a messenger RNA of Lactuca virosa, 549 nucleotides long. The record is from the annotation of a GenBank genome assembly. NCBI's taxonomy places the organism in Eukaryota, Viridiplantae, Streptophyta, Magnoliopsida, Asterales, Asteraceae.
AUGUUAGUAGCAGAAUUCAAGCCUAACACAUCAAUACUACAUAAUAUGCUUGUGGGGUUAUGUGAACGAAAAGAUCUGGUUAAAAUCAGAGGGUUUAUGCAGAGUAUAUUGGAUCAUAAAUGGGGGAUUAACAUGUGUAUGGCUGAUAAGCUCGUGGGGUUUUAUUGUGAGUUAGAAUUAGUGAAAGAAUUGGAGUGGGUGCUAGAGAAGAUCAGGAAUACGAAUCUCGAUUUUGAUGUUGUUUCUCAAUUUCAUAAUGGUUUGAUUAGGGUUUAUGCUAAAUUGGAUAGAUUGGAUGAUUUGGAGUAUUGUAUUGGGAGAAUGUUGAAAGAAGGAGUGUCUUUUAGGUCACAUAAAGAUGUGGAAAUGGUGGUGUGUUGUUAUUUUCGUGGGGAUGCUUAUGAUAGAUUAGAGGUGUUUUUGGAUUUUAUAAAGGAUUCACAUAAACUUGCAAGAUCCACUUAUGAGUUGUUGGUUGCUGGUUAUCGUAGAGGUGGAUUAUAUGAAAAAGUUGAAUUUUUGAUUAAAGAUUUGGAUAAUGUUUGUUGA